CUCGCUCACCUACGCCUAGUGCAGACUACUUUUAGUUACCGUUUGGCAAGCUCGUCCAACAGUUCCUCGCAAGUCGCGCAUUUCUUGUUUCACUCUUCUGUUGAUAAACAUAAUGUAUCAAAAAACGUAUGUUUUCGCGGGAUGACGUAAUGCGUGGUUUGCCUUCUCAAAUAUGUGGUGAAGAAGCUGCGGCCGAACAGCUGAUCUGAGCGAGUUCCUGUGCCUAAGGGCUCUCGCACGUAUGCCGAUGGCCUUUCCUGGUUUGUUCUAUAAGUGACGUAGUGGAAUUCAUUGCAAGUGUUAAAUUGUGUUGCAAAAUUGUGUUUAGAAAGUGAAUGCAUAGAGUGAAUGAAGGAACUGAAUUUUUUAGUGAAUAAUGGUGGAGAUGUAAUAUUUUAACGAGCAAAUAUUAACCAAGAAACUAAGGUUCAAGCAAAAACAAUGCGAAGCACAAACCCAUCCCUCUCGUCAGUGAGUUACCGUUACGAACCAGGUCGAUACUCUAGUCUUAGUCCUCUCAGAGGUCCCACAGUAACAUCGGUCAGCGAUGUCUGCGACAAAACCGUGGUCAGAAUCCGAAGGACCGGCUUACAACAGGAAAGGAUCCGAGUGGUGUGCACCACCAGAAGGCAGCAUGUUAGCAGAAUGGUCACUGUAUCGGACAUGUGUCAUACGUUGCCGUCAUUACGCAAACAUGUCACUGUUAUAAGUUUCCCUCCAAAGAUGGAGCGCUCCCAAAUAGUCAACUCUAUGGGCAGCUCCGACCAUAUCCAGGAACAGACCUACAUUCAGGCGCCUAGUUUUAUGCAGUCUCAAAAUUACGCAAACAGUUCUUCCGGUUCCAUGUAUUGCAGGUCUCCAAAUUCCACGUCGUACGGUUCUGUAUCCCAGCCCCUUCAUAAAAAGGGAUCGCUGAGGAACGGAGACGUCCUCAAGAGGUCAAGAGUACAAGCUACAUACGAGUUGUCUCAGGACAUUUUAGAUAAACAAAUAGAAGUAUUAGAACGAAAAUAUGGGGGCGACAAAGCACGCAAUGCAGCUCUUACAAUUCAAAGAGCUUUUAGGAGAUACACGUUACUUAAAAAAUUCGCAGCUAUCACAGCAAUGGCCAAAGCAGAGAAAAGAAUUAGUCGAAGACUGCCAGCUGCCGCAGAAAACAACUGUAGUCCAACGCCCACCACCGAGCAACCGUGCAACGAGUACGCCUACACUUUCGACAACCAUGACUGUAAUUCUUUAAGAAUGCUACCAGUUAGAUCAAUGUCUUUGCGGGAACGGAGGCAUAUAGAUAAUAUGCAGAUACCUCGCAGUCAGUCUGGAACCCCUACAGCUUGUUGGGAAAACUACUCUUCAUCUUCUUUGCAGCACUAUUACUCACCAGCGGAAAAUAAAUUAGAUACUUCUACGCAAGUGACGUCUAGCGGCAGCUCUUGUACCGCACCUGGUACUUCUAACGGAUACAUGAGGUCGAGGAACAGUUUGUCUCGAGGAAAAGUCCCGCCAGAGGUUCCGAAAAGAACUUCUAGUAUAUCUUCAAAAUCUGUAGAACCUCAUCGUCAGAAGAGUAAUGGAUUGAUAAAAACUAACGAGAAUGGAUCUUUGUCCAGUGUACAAAGUUCUGGCAGCGAUAGCAGUGUUUCAACUGAAAGGUUACACUGUGAAUAUGCCAGCUCACCUAUUUGGAAGCGCAAAGGUAACAAUGGCUCCGAGUACGCAGAACCAGCUUUAGAAACUAGUCUUGGAAAUAUAUCUAAUGUUAGUUCGUCCACUUACACUUUAGUAGAAAGAGCAGCUGAACAACAAACCCCAAAUAGUUAUAAAAUUUCGGAAACUAUUCGUAAGCGACAAUACCGCGUUGGUCUAAAUUUGUUUAACAAGAAACCAGAGAAAGGAAUCGCGUACCUUAUACGAAGAGGUUUCUUGGAAAACUCACCUCAAGGUGUAGCGAGAUUCCUUAUAUCCCGCAAAGGCUUGAGUAAGCAGAUGAUCGGGGAGUAUUUAGGGAAUUUGCAGAGUCCCUUCUGCAUGGCUGUGUUAGAAUGUUUUGCUGGUGAACUCGAUCUGUCUGGAAUGCAAGUCGACGUGGCGUUAAGGAAAUUCCAACAACACUUCCGGAUGCCCGGGGAGGCGCAAAAAAUUGAAAGGUUGAUGGAAAUAUUCUCUCAAAGAUACUGCCAGUGCAAUGUUGAUAUUGUUGGAAGAUUGAGGUCGCCAGAUACGAUUUUUGUUCUGGCUUUCGCAAUAAUAAUGUUAAACACAGAUUUGCACACCCCGAACAUGAAGCCGGAACGACGAAUGCGAUGUGAAGACUUCAUUAAGAAUCUCAGAGGCAUUGACGAUUGUGGAGAUAUCGAUACCGAUAUGUUAGUUGGUAUAUUCGAAAGAGUGAAAGCCAAUGAAUUCAAACCUGGUUCAGAUCACGUAACCCAAGUUAUGAAAGUGCAAAGCACCAUUGUGGGGAAGAAACCAAAUAUGGCGUUACCACACCGCAGGUUGGUGUGUUAUUGUCGAUUAUAUGAAAUACCAGAUAUAAAUAAGAAAGAGAGACCGGGAGUGCAUCAGAGGGAAGUAUUUCUGUUUAACGACCUGCUAGUAAUUACUAAGAUAUUAAGUAAAAAGAAGUCUUCAGUCACAUAUACUUUUAGAAAUAGUUAUCCUCUUUGUGGGAUGGUUGUAACACUCUUUGAUGUACCACAUUAUCUGUAUGGUAUACGACUAAGUCAACGCGUAGAUCAAAAAAUUUUAGUUACAUUUAAUGCCCGAAAUGAACACGAUAGAUGUAAAUUUGCAGAAGAUUUGAAAGAAGCAGUCAGUGAAAUGGAUGAAAUGGAAAAUCUUAGAAUAGAAGCCGAAUUAGAUAGGCAAAAGUCAAAUAGAGGCGGAAGUCGAACAGGUACCGAAAACCGAGAUAGCGGAGUAGCAGACGUUGAAGUAUGCUCUUACCAGUGCCCUUGCUCUCAAAUGCCCUCUAUGAAUCCUAACGAGGAAGAAAUUCAACACGAUCCGCAAAUUAAACGAUCAGCACUCAGUAAUUCAUUGCUUGAUAUCCAUGAACAGUUUGCAGGAGAGAAAGCACAACGAAGAGGUAGUGUCGGUUCACUGGAUAGCGGAAUGUCAGUUUCAUUUCAAUCAACGUCGGCGUCGGCCAGUUCCUGCUCAAGGUCUGACAAGUUGGCAGGAAAACAGGCCGGGAAACCUGGAAUUCUUAACCACCAAGGGCCACCAGGUCCCCAUGGCUUCUUAGGCGGCAUCUUCAACAAGAAGGCUAGUGGAGGGCAACCCAAAUCAACGGAAGUGUAAAAUAGUAAUAUUUGUCACUUUUAGGCUUUUGAUAUUUUUGUAACUUACGGUAAGCUUGUUUCUGAUAUUUAAUCUACACUAUAUGUAUUCAAGUAUGAUAGUGAACUUAUUCUGUAAGCUAUAAAAUGUUAGAAAAUGCAAAUUCAUCUAAAAUACGGGUUAUUAAUUUAUUUUUAUAUCAGUACUUUUUAGAAAUAAUUUCGCCUCCCACUAAUCAAUGAUAUUAGCUUGAGGCUCUUGCUCUCAUAAAAUAUACAAAGUAAAAAAUAUCAUACAUAAAUUAUAAUUUUUUCAUAGUGUAUUUUAAAUAAGAUAAAUUUUUUUAUUUUAUUCGUAAAUUUAAACAAAGUAUGAAGACAACUGUGAUGUCAUAUAAUUUAACAAAAAAUGUAAUGUUUUAUCAAAACACAUUUUUAUAAAUAAUCUAGUCAAAAUUAGAAAAAAAAUAUUGUAACACUUUACGAAAUGCCGUUUUGUAACUCGUUCAUGUUGCGGGAUCUCGCUGUGCUCGUCCCGCAAAUAUUCACUCGUUUCAUAAACUAAGGCAUUUUGUAAUUGGUUCCAUAAUAUAUAUUUAAUCUUCCUUCAAUAUAAAAAAAGCAAUGUACCUAUAUAUUUAUUUUAAAACAAAAAAAAGGUUUAUUUUUAUUUCUUUUCGCAACUGGUGACAUAAUGAGUUUUGCCUUAAGAUGGAGUAGUAAUUUUUUCGCAUCAUACGCUUUCAGAAAAGUGUUUGAAAUACAUUAUUUAUUUUGCUAAUGUAAGAAAGAAACAAGUUUGUAUUAUGCCGAAACUUCAGGUUCGCCACUGCGAAAUAUUUUUGGUUAAUUGUAAAUACACAGAAACACAACCUUUUUUCACACAUCACUGACUGUUUAUUUUUGUUAAAAAUAUGAAUAAGUUAUGAAAAUAUCAAAAAAAUUAUGGGUAGACCUGUCUAUUUGAGCACACAGCUAUUAUUUUGUUACCAAGUGUUUUGUUAAAAAUUAAAGAGUUUGAUGGCUUUUAGAAAUAAAAAUUUAUUAUAGUAAUAGUUCAUAAUAAAACAAAACUCGGUAUUUUCCCCCUACAAUAUCAGAAUAUUUUUAAUAUGUUUUUACUUUUUAUCUCGAAUUUUUUUAAUUGGAGAGUAAAGGACGCUAGUCAACUGGUACCUAUCAGCUAUCAAAAUGGCAAUAUAGCUAAUAUAAUAUUAUAAUAAAUAUAUUAAAAAUUGAUCUGCAAUGUUUCGAACUUAAAAUAUGAUGACAACCAAAUACCUAUAUCGUCAUAUUUUAAAUUGCUCAUUGUCCAGUUAGUAAUGAAACAAUACGAAAUUAUACAGUAUAAAGAAAUUUUAAAAAUGUAUGAGGUGAGAAAUUACUCUUUUAAUGAAUACAAUAAAAUUGUUGAUGAAUAUUACUAUAAUAGAUGAAAUGCCUGUUCAACGCUUAUUUAUAUUUAAAUUAAUUGUAUUGGAAUUUUAGUCAACAAUCUAUUUUGUAAUUUUACAUUUCACCAUGUACUUUUCCAUUUGAUCGUUUUGUUUGUUUUAACAAAAAUAAAUAAUAAUAUUUGAUAUAUCAUGUUUCGUGAAUUGCAUUGUAAUUGUACAUAUUUAAUAAUAACAUUUUUAUAUAAUAAAUUUUUAAAUUGUUUAAUAUUUUUGCCACUAAUAUUCAAGUGUUCAGUGGGUUAACUGGCAAUACGUCCAAUUUAAAUUAGGUAAAAUUUAAAUGAAUAAAAAUGGGCCGUUUUGUUUUACAGCUUUCACCACAAAUUUCUGUGCUAAUUAAGCAACAUCGUCAUUAUAGAUACAGUAUUGCUGUAGACUAAGCAAAAUUUAUAGAUAUUAGUCUUAUUAUUUUCUACUUUGCUUCAUAGAAUACUCAUAUGCUAAGUUUGAAAUGUACCUCAUUGAGCAGAGCGAAUAUAUUUUUUGCUCACGUGACAUCGAGCAAACCAUAUCAAUGGAGUAAAAAAGCAAAACGAGGUACUUUUCAAACGCAACAUCAGUUCGAUAUGUUAUGCAAAUAUUACUGCACUGUUCCUCAUCCACCUUUCCAUUAAAAUAUUAAUUUUUCCUCUACUGAUUUAGUUUUAUUUUGAUAAUUGAUCAACUUUUAGGUGUUUUAUUUAUAAAUUGUGAAUACUCCUUUUUAUAAAAUUAAUUAAAAUACAUAAUAUUAUAGUGAAUUAAUAAUUAAUACUAGAAAAGACAAUGCAAAUAUUAAAGAAAUAAAAACAAAUAUGCCUCUUCAAAUAUACAAAUUAUACUGGAUUCAAUAUAAAAUCCAUACCACAUCAUCGAUGCAUAGUUGCUAAAUUACUGUAAUAACAGGGGACCAUUAGAAAAUUUGGAAUUUUCCGAAAACACUCAAUUUAGUAGGAAUAAACUUUGCAAAAGAAUUUUGAAACGGCCAUUACAGAAACAAAAUUUUAUUUAGGCAUGAUGAUGUAAUUAGUUAAUAAAUAUCUAUUGUUAAAAGAAGUAGCAAUAAUUAGAAUAGUUGGAUAAAUAACAUUAACAACUCAUUACAGUUUAAAACUAAUAAAAUUUAAAGACUAAAAAAUUCUUAUCACAUCAAUCAGAUUCAUUAGAACUAAAGUAACCUACAAUCUGUCCUUUAUAUGCAGAAUGUCACUAUUCUUUACUACUUCUGCUAUAGACCUAACAGUAGAUAGAUCGAGAUUAAGUGCUAUUGCUAUACGCUAAAAAAAAUUAAUAUUGAUAUUACACAUUAAUCGAUUACUUACUGCUAACAGCUGCUAAAAUAAUAUACUGAAGAAGCCACUAGUGACUAUUUAAUAAUUGUUUUGGCAUUUUUUCAUUGAAUAAAUAUACAAUAAACGAACACCACUAUUAAAUUAAAUACACAAUAAAUUUGUUGAAAAGAAAUCGAAUGAUGCUAAGCACGGGAUGCUUGACAACAAUAUGCGACAGUUCAUGAAUUUGAUGCCAACUUUCACUAUGAAAUUCACAAUUUUUUUUUUUGUUAAAAACCUACUUACAGUACAUUUACAUGAUAUGCUAAAAAAUUACUUUUUAUUAUACAAUCUUUAAAAAAGAAAUCUAUGCGUUCGAAUUUAUUACUUCAAUUGUCAAAUAAAAUUUCAUUCAUUUAAAUGGUGUUUGUGGUACGAAUGCCUGUCUUAGAUGACGUGAAUUGGAUUUUAUAUUAAAUACAGCAUAUUAAAGAAAAUGAUUAAUUUUCAAGAAUAAAGCUAUUUACAAGUAUUUAGUACUACUUCACUUGUUAAGAACCUGCCGAUUAAAAAAAUUAUUAUUUUUUUGCCUCGAUCGUGACAAAGCUAAUUAAAUAAAGAACAUUGCUUUGUAAAAUUCAAGGAAAGGUGGGAUUAUGAAGUGUAGAGGAAAGGAGGACAAUCUCAUGUGGUUGUUUAUCUCGAAAAGUGUCCACCCAAAAGCAAUAAAUAAGGUUUCAGAAAGUUACCAAAAUGGCGCUCGAGUACUAGAAGAGCAAUAUCCAGUGGUAUAGUUAUAUAGAAUGCUCAUCCAUAUAUAAAUUCGACGUCGAAAAGCGGGUUUCUAUUUAAGUAAUAAAGAGAUAGAUAUGUUAUUUUAUUAAUAUUUAGAGGAUAAAAAAAUAUAAAUAAUUAAUUGUAUAAUUAAACAUUUCUGCAAUGUCUACAAUGAAGUUCAGAAGUUCGAAAUUUUUUGCUACAGCUUUAUAAUUAAUAAACUUACGGUGAUAUUUACUUUGAAUUAUAAGCUUCCUUCCAAUUAAAAAAUUGUAAUAAAAGAUAUUUGGAAAAGGAACAAUAACACCAAACAUUUUUGUGAAAGUUCGAUGAAGUAGAAAUAGAUCAUUUUCAUAAUUACACUUGAUGUGCAAACUUUUUUAUAUAUUUUUCAAAUUUUACUUUUACAAGGUAUUGGAUAACAAUCAAAAUUUAAAUAAUGAAAUUUUCAAAACUAUUUUUAUUAUCAUUUAAACGUAAUUCUUUAAAUGUUAAAUUUGAAAAAGAACAAUAAAAGGUCUAAGCAAUAAAAUUAACAUUUGGCAUAAAAUAUAUAAAAAUACAAAUACUACAUUAACAACUAUACUAACUACAACCUAAACUCGUAAAAUAUUUAGAAAUUAUUCACUAAUUGGUAGUUCAUAAAUUUUAAUAAAUUAAUUAAUUUACUAAAGGAAAAUUAACAUUCUUUCAAAUUUAAUAAAAAUUAUUCGGAUGUCUGCGGCAUGUCUUUUUAAACUUUUGCACCCCUUGUACAGCUUUUGAUUGCAUACGUUCUCCCCAUUUUAAUAUAAUAAUAUUUAUGUUUUUAUAUUACAAUAAAAUUUGACUAUUGUCGUCUAUUAUCAAAAUUUGUUUACGAUUAUAUACUCUGAUACUCUUCACCGUGUAGUUUUUAGGUUACACUCUUUUAUUUAUAUAUGGGUAAGCAAUCUAUAUAACUAUAGACAUUAUUGGUGUGUGUGAUCUGAAUUAUCCAUUGACGACUUUCAGCGCUCAUAAACGCCAUUCUGGUACAGUAACGCCAUCUUAAUUUCAAGGGACACUUUGUAGACAGAGUUCUCCUUACCUUUACACUCUAUAUGUAAGAUUAAACAAUAAGAUGCAGAUAAUAAGCGGCCUUCGCUCAUACAAAUCUGCCGCAUAUACAGAGGUUACUUUAAACGGAACUUUCUGGAAAAAUAUACUCCCUGCCAUUAAUUUUAAUAUUAAAAACCGUUCAUGAAGUUUGCCACAGGAAUUGUUUUGACAAUACAACAGCAAACAAAUACUUGACUGUAGGUUCUUUCGUUCGUCCCACUGGCGUAGAAAUGAACUACACCAACGUUUUGUCCGGUGUAACACCCACCUCACCUUCCUGUUGGCGAUGUGGUGUCCACUGGUGGAUAUUUUCUCCUCCAGCUAUUUCGCAGGAGUGAAUUACACUCGAAAUAUGUAUAAGGAAUAAGGAGGAAGUAAACUAGGUAAAUAAGGUGGUGUAAUUGACAGUGAUGGACACUGCACCAACAGCGAACGAAAGAACCUUGUGAAUAGACAGAAUAUGCGAUCAAUGCAAUUCUGACUGGCAAUAAUUGUUAAGUAUCAAAGCACCUUAAGAGAUUGGAUCUGUCGAACUCUGACCGGGGAUGUGAACAAAAAAAUGAGACUACGGUUGUCCAACGCUCUCAUUUACAUACGAGAGGCAUCUUCUGGCGACGUUGUCAGCUACAUAACAUUUGUAGGCAGGCUGACAUACUAAGAGAAGUCCGAUUCAGGAGGAUGAGGAUUCACAAUGGGCUAAGUGAGGUAACUCAUCCUUUCCAUUUUACAGAAGGGCUUCACAGUAAUUGUCCAUUGUUUCUAGCUAUUAAAUAAAUAAUUAACUUUUAUGCAUAUUUAGCUCUUAAACAUUUAAACGUCUUGCCAGCUUGCCAUAUCUUAUUCGAUAAUACCUUAAAUAUAUCCAAUAAAAAAAAAACAUUUUUGAUUACAUUCUUGUGAAGAAUGUAAUUUAAAUAUAUCGAUUUAUUAUAAGAGCAGUAGUCUAAAAACGAACGGCACUAACUUUGCCGAAGAAAAUGUUUCUCUUUUCAGCCCUUUUUACUCACUAAAUUCGCUAUCAGGAGAUAGUAAUGAAACCUAAUUUUGUAAACAAAAGACAACGCUAGAAAGAGAAAAUCGUAUAAUUUGAAAGCUAUAGAGAGUAAUAGUAAUAUUUAUUUUACUUUAUUAAUGGCACUCAGUAUACCGGCACCGGCUAUAUAAUAAUAGAUAAAAUUAUCUGAAUACAGUGCAUAGUCGUGCUACUGGAAUAGUAAAUAAAUAGUAAAAGGUAUAAUAAAAUUUAAAAAAAUUUAUAGAUAUAUUCAUAAAACGACGAAAUCAUUUAAGUUUAACUCCAAAAUUAAAAUUUAAAUGUAAUAAUAAUAAUAAUAAUAUUAAUGUUUAUUUAAAGAGUUUAAAUUAAAAUACAUAUAAUAUAAAUGUUAAACUUAGUCACAGAAGUUGUUUUACAAAAUUGCAGGUACUUAUAAACAGUUGAUUAUUUUAUUGUAACUUAUUAAUUUUAUCUAAAAAAUGUAAAAAAAAACAAAGUACUUAAUUAGAAAGACUUUCAUCGCUAUCUGAAUCGGUAUCGUUAACAACAAAUUUUAGAAAUUCACCAUCUAUGCUCUCUCAUAUAAUAUGGUCCAGUUUCAACAUUUUAUUUUCUUCUUUAAGCACAUGAUUAAUACAUUUUUCCAGUUUUCAUCACUCGUUUAAUAGUUUUCCAACAGUUGCCAAACAUCAUUCAAUUUAAAAGUUGUUUUUCCGAACCCAAUUUAAAAGUGGUGUACUUUAAAUUGCGUCCCUAUUAGCUCAAUUGGGUUAAGUUCACAAUGAUAAGGAGGAAGGCGCAACACAUGAAUUUCAUGUGCUGCUGCAAUCUCAUCAAUAACGUAUCGUAUAGGAGGUUUAUUUAAUUGUACUCUAUCUGUAACUUUACUUUGAGUAGAUUUUCACUACAAACAAUGCUUUUACUUCUUAACCAUUAAUUAAUCUAAGGUUUAUUCCAUGAUGAAGUAUGAUUUUUUCAAAUGGUUGUCAGUGAUAACUAGCAUAUUAUAUAUUACGAUUACUGACCCUUUUGGAAUAGAUUUUAUAAUUUCUUCAAAAUACUCUUUUAAAACAUCAUGCCUUUAUGGUAAUCUCCAGUUGUAUGCAGAUGUGAGGGUGCCUUUAUUCAAAAAGCCUUCGUCACUUCCAAUUUUUACCAAUUAAUCGUCUUCCAUUACUUGGAGUUUUUAAUCCAGACGAUAAUCCUUCCAAGAAAGCUUGGCGUGAGGUUUGAAUAUUAUUAUCUGACUAGAUUUUGUAUACUAUGUGUCCUUCAUUUGCCCAUGUUUCAUCUAAAUAAAAAAAUUGUCUUCCCUUUGAACGAUAUUGCUUUAUGGUUUUAAGAUAAUUUCUUCUCCAACAAAUAAUGUCGUCUCCAACAGAUAAUUUCAUCACUAUCAAUUAGCGUCGAUUUUCGACCAUGUAAAAUGUAAUUCUUUAAGAGUUUGCCAAAGUUUUGUUUGUUUUAUGUUGGGCAAAUCGGAAUCUUCUUUUAUAGAAUUCAAAAUUUUUGCUAACGUUGGAACUUUUUUAAAAUAAAAUUCGUGUACCUUUCGUCUAAAUUGUUCCUUUGAUUUCUUCUGGAAGUUCCUGUUUUUAUUUAUCUCCUCGAUAUUCUUUUGGUGGAGUCAGGUCUCCCGACUUUGCUUACGAAAGAUUCUGUAUAUAGUAGUUCCCACACUUGUUCUAUUUGAUGUUCUUUCUACGUCACCUCCACUGUUCCAGAUCAAAGCUCUUUCCUUACGUAGCAUACACAUUUUUUAUAAUAGUUUUCUCAUUUAUUGAUAGUGGAUUAUCUUUGAUGCGUUUUACAGGACUAAACUCUAAACUAUUUUACAUUUUCACUCUAGUCACUAAUUCAUGUAUCACAACAGAAACACUACAAAAUACUAAAUAUCAACAUUACUUUCGAUGUUAUUUAUAUAUAUUGCUCUGAUAUAACAUUACUUAUUGAUAUAGUUCCAAAAAUAAUUCAGGUAUUUACUUUAAUGAAAUACCAAAAAUUUCUUCUUAUAAUAAUUUUAAAGUUUUUUCUGACAUCCUGAAAUGCACUUAUGCAAGGAUUAAAAUUUCUAAAAUCCCAGUUCAUGUGUUUUGAUUUGUUCUUUAGAACUUUACUCCUUAAUAUUAAAUUACCUGACUCAUUCAUCUAUAGUACUAAAUAAAAAAAAAAGAAUGCAAACAUAUACAUAAUAUAGUUAUUAUUUUUUAAAUUAUUAAUUCAAUAGUGCCUACUUUUUAUUUAUUAGUUGGAGAGCCUAUGACUUACUGCUUUAAAAAGGUUUUAUUACUAUCCUGAUAGACGUUUUUGUUUGAAUCUAUUCCAUUUAAACAAUAUCCCUAUUAAAGGACAUUAUCGAAUAAGGCUACAAUGUAUAUUAAUUUGAAGUGUGAAAAUUUGAAAUUCUCUUAUAGAGAUUUCUUCAAUAUAUACUUCUUGAAUUCUAAAAUUACUUUUUUGGUAUAAUGCUAUAAUUCUUAAUUACAUCUUAAUAAAUACUUACAAUUGAUAAUUGUAAAAUAAUUUGAUAUGAAAAGUAAAUUGGUGUUUUGUAUAAAAGUGUGAUUCGUACUUUUUGCUGCUGAUGGUAACAUUGAUGUUAAAUUUACUUGAAGUUGUCUUAAUAUUAAGUAAUAUAUCGUUGGUUUACUAUCAAAACAUCCUAAGUCAGAGUAGAGUAAUUUUACAGGAGACACUAAAAAAAUUUCUUUUGUCUUAAUAUAAGAUUUGGCAUUUUUAAAUACGACAAUGCUCUAGAGUGUAGAUGGUUUUGCAGAAAUAUGUGUCUGUGAUAUCAGAAUGUGAAAUAAUAGAAAAAAAUUUAAACUAUAAAAGAUACUUGGGAGGUUUUGAUAGUUAGCCGAUGAUAUGCAAUAAUUAAAUCAACAUACUUCAGAAAACAUCCUGGUGCAAUCAAUUUCUGACAAGUAAUAACUAACGCAAAUAUUGAAACUUUCCUAUACCUUCGCUUAAUAAUAAGAUGUAAAACUACCUAAUUUAUUGACAAAACAAUGUGAAUAUAGGCAGGAUGUUGUACAGAUAUUUUUCCUCAUUUAGAAGAUUAAUGUGACCACAAUAGUAUAUUUUUACCUUCUAAUUAAGUUCUGAUUGCCCAAUUCUUUUCGUAAUACUCAGUUGUAACUCGUCAGAAAUUGGUGUUUACGAAUGCUACCAGACAUUUCAUCAUGUAAAAAUAUAGUAAGUAAUUCGAACAAUAUUUGUUUAUUUGCCCAUGUUACUUUUAUUUAUUUUUUGCCAUCCUAAAUUACAUAUUAAUAUCUUACUAGUUUUUUUUUUUUGUACUUAUAUUGAAAUUGUCUGUACCUAUGAAUAUUUCUGGAAAAGUUACCUUGUGUAUAAAAUUCUACUAUUUAAUGAAUAACCUAUUUGUAUAUUUUAAGUUGUGCAUGACAAAAGUAACCAAAUAUAUUUUCA
Messenger RNA from Psylliodes chrysocephalus, 12274 nucleotides. The record is from the annotation of a GenBank genome assembly. Lineage: Eukaryota; Metazoa; Arthropoda; Insecta; Coleoptera; Chrysomelidae.